Molecule: messenger RNA, 4943 nt
Organism: Chrysemys picta bellii (western painted turtle)
Lineage: Eukaryota; Metazoa; Chordata; Testudines; Emydidae
Product: 1-phosphatidylinositol 4,5-bisphosphate phosphodiesterase delta-3
Biological process (GO): lipid metabolic process; phosphatidylinositol-mediated signaling; release of sequestered calcium ion into cytosol
Molecular function (GO): phosphatidylinositol-4,5-bisphosphate phospholipase C activity; calcium ion binding
Source: RefSeq, a predicted model, not a curated record
CUCUGGCACGGCUGGAGUUGGGCUCUGGUGGGGGCCUGUGGUGCCUGGCAGAUGCAGGCCGGGUCCACUCUCCCAGCUGGGCAGCGUUCCCUUCCAUAGAGCUGCCCCGUCUUCGCUUCCAACCCGCACUGAGGACCUGACUAUGGGGACCUGCCUGGGCUGUGGCCAGGGACUCCCUUCCUCCAGGGCAAAAGACCUGCUGGAGUCUCCCAUUGCCAUCCAUGGGUGCUGCUGAUUCCCACUCAAUCCACUUGACAACAGGCCCCAUGUCCAGCUCUGCCCCAGGUCUUGGGUACGUGGCCACUGUUCGUUGGGGAUGCCCCAGGAACAUGGGGGAGCAAAGAGGCUGCAGCAACUAAGGAGUUAAUGCCCAUUUUGUUGCAGUAAAUGUUUUGUGCAAUAAAAUCCACAGUUGUUCGCGAUCCAAAAGUCAAGUGUCCGGGGGACUGGCUGGCCCAGGGGUGGUGGUGCAAUACGAGGCCUCUAGGCUGCUUUCACAACUAACCCAGCAUAAUAGUGACCACUGCUCAGUGGCCAGUACACAAUGAGUUUGGUGGGUCUCCGUCCCGUUCCCGCGUCGCAGCUGGUCGUGAAGGAGCCCCGUGCCGGCAGCCAGGGCUGCGACGCCAAGGCCUGCGUGGGUCCUGCAGCCUCUGUGCUGGAUUUCCACGUGCUCAGCAGCCCCCCACGGUGCCUGGUUCUCACAGCUCAGCACCCACAGUGCCCCCAGCAUGUAGGGCUGUUUGGAAAUCUGCCGUCGCCCUGUUACCCCUGAAGGCAUCACUCGAGGCGAGUGUGACAUUCGCCAGGGCGGGCAGGCUGCUCCACCUGGCCCUUCUCACCAGUGCUAAAUUAAUAACUAAACCCCAAAGCCUGAAUGCGGCAUUUCUGCUGGGGCGACUUCUUUUAAACUCAAGAUUUGACUCUGGGAACAGGAGUUUGGAAUGCAAGUGAGAUGGCCAGAGACCCCGAGCUGGCGUGAAUGUGGCCAGGAACUCGUACUGAACCAUACAGCGCAAGCCUUGGAGCAAAGGGGCAUAUCAUAGAUUCAGAGAGCUUAAGGCCAGAAGGGAUGAUUAGAUCACUCAGUCCGACCUCCUGUAGACCACAGGCCAGAGAGUUUCCCCCAGUCACUCUUCCCCCACUGAGCCCAAUGUUUGAUUAAAACCUCUUCCAGGCAGGCCCCCAGUCUGCAGCUGAUUUGUGAUGGCAUCAUUUGUAGCACCACAAGGCUCUAGUCGGGGGGCCUAGAGAGGCCAUAGGGCCCCGUGCUGUACGCACGGAGCUGACUGUCCAGUAUCAUUCCACCCCAUCCCCUGGGGAUAGCAAGUGCUUUCGUGACGUGAACUGGUCCCGGUAUCUGCAGCUCUUUGUUCCGGGGGGUCACUCUAUAGCUUUACCUCUGGCCUUGAGGUUGGGUUUUGACUUUGUGAUUGAUGUGGCUGAGCUAGAAAGAGUGUGUGGGCUAGUGUUAGAGCAGAAGACACUCAGUCCUGGGCUCUGUUCCUGCGCUGACACCUUGGGAAAGUUGCUUCCUGUCCCUGGGACUCCAUUUCCUCAUCUGAAAAGUGGGGAUAGUGAUUCUUUCCCUGGAUUGUUUGCAGUGUGGGGAGAUGUGUAAGAGCUAAGUAGUAGCACUUAUUACGCCCAGCUCCUGGGUUCUGGUUACAACCAAGUGUGACCCUGGGCAAGUCACUAACCUCUCUGUGCCUCAGUUUACCCAGCUGUAAAAUAAUCCUCAGUGCUAUGGCUGCCUUAAUCUGAGGAUCUCAAAGCAUUUCACAAGCGUGAGUGCGUUAAGCAUCACAACCCCCUUGAGAGGCAGGAGAGUACUAUUAUUCCCAUUUUUCAGGUGGGGAAAGUGAGGCACAGAGAGGGGAAAUGACUUGCCUAAGGAGCCAGUGGCAGAGCCAGAACUAAAACCCACGUCUCCUGACUCCCAGUCCUGUGCAUCAGCCACAAGACUCCUGUAGGCCUGACAGAUGAUGAGGACAUCAAGGUGAUGCUGAAGGGCUCCUUUCUCUGGAAGAUCAAGUCACGCAGACGGAAGAAGGAGCGGUUCUACCGCUUGCAGGAGGACGGCUUGACCAUCUUGUCUGAGCGCUGCUUUAAACGGGCUCGCUCCAAGCAGAUCUUCUCCAUCACGCACAUGGAAGCCGUGCGGGAGGGCUGCCAGUCCGAGGGCCUCCGCAAGCACGGCCGCUGUUUCCCGGAGACGUGGUGCCUCACCAUCGUCUUCAAGGGCCGGCGGAAGAACCUGGACCUGGCUGCCCGGAGUGAGGAGGAGGCGAAGAGGUGGGCACGGGGGCUGAAAAAGCUGAUGGCCAAGGUGGAAGCCAUGAGCCAGCGGGAGAAGCUUGAUCACUGGAUCCAUGACAUCCUGCACCGAGCCGACAAGAACAAGGACAACAAGAUGUCCUUCAAGGAGAUCAAGGACAUGCUGAAGAUGAUCAAUAUCGACAUGAACGACAUCUACGCCUACCAGCUCUUCCAGGAGUGCGACAAGUCCAGCAACGACCGGCUGGAGGAGCACGAGAUCGAGGAGUUCUGCACCCUGCUGAUGAAGCGGCCCGAGCUGGAGGAGCUGUUCCACCGCUACUCGGGGCAGGACUUCGUGCUGUCGGCCAAGGAGCUGGGGGCCUUCCUGCAGGACCAGGGCGAGGCGGCCGACCUGGCGCACGCCCACCGGAUCAUUCAGACCUAUGAGCUCAGCGAGAAAGCCAAGCAGCAUGACCGCAUGAUGCUGGAUGGGUUCAUGAUGUACCUGCUGUCUGCGGCUGGUGACAUCCUGAACCAGGAGCACGCCAACGUCUACCAGGACAUGAGCCAGCCCCUCUGCCAUUACUUCAUCUCCACCUCCCACAACACCUACCUGACCGACAAUCAGAUCGGGGGGGCCAGCAGCACAGAAGCCUACAUCAGGGCGUUCAUGGAGGGCUGCCGCUGCGUGGAGCUGGACUGCUGGGAGGGCUCCAACGGGGAGCCCAUCAUCUACCAUGGCCACACUCUGACCUCCAAGAUCCUCUUCAGGGACGUCAUCGAGAUCAUCCGGGACUACGCCUUCAAGCACUCCUCGUACCCCGUGAUCCUGUCCCUGGAGAAUCACUGUGGGCCGGAGCAGCAGGUGACCAUGGUUCGGCACAUGAAGGCCAUCUUGGGGGACAUGCUGCUGACCCAGACGCUGGAUGGGCAGGUCCCCAAGGAGCUCCCGUCACCAGAGCAACUGAAAGGGAAGAUCCUGGUGAAAGGGAAGAAGCUGCCAGACCUGGUGUGUGACCCCGAAAACAUGAGCUUCCUCUCCGACAACCCCGAGGAGGAGGAGGAGGAGGAGGAGGAAGAGGAGAGGGUGCUGCGGAGAGAGCGCAGGAGGUCGUCCCAUUCGCUGCAGGAGAUCAGGCCGCCCCAGCAGGCGAAGGACGCCGCGCAGCUCUCCCAGGAGCUCUCCGACCUGGUGGUGUACUGCCAGGCCGUCCCCUUCCAGAGCCUGGAGCAGGCCCUCAGGAGCCAGCAGCCCGGGCAGAUGUCCUCCUUCAGCGAGAGGAAGGCCAGGAAGCUCAUCAAGGAGUCAGGGAACGGCCUGGUCCGGUACAACGCCCGGCACCUGAGCCGCAUCUACCCCUUGGGGCUGAAGAUGAACUCUUCAAACUACAACCCCCAAGAGAUGUGGAACGCCGGCUGCCAGCUAGUGGCUCUCAACUUCCAGACCCCCGGCUGGGAGAUGGAUCUGAACCACGGGCGGUUCCUGGUGAACGGGCGCUGCGGCUACGUGCUGAAGCCCAGCUUCCUGCGGAGCCGCCAGGCCUCCUUCGACCCCGAGAGUGGGCGAGGGCCCGGCCCCAGAGCCACCCUGCUGCUGGUCAAGGUGAUCACGGCCCAGCAGCUCCCCAAGCUGAACAACAAGAAGAGCUCCAUCGUGGACCCCUUCGUGCGCGUGGAGAUCCAUGGCGUGCGAGCCGACUGCAGCAGUAAACAGACCGAGUACAAGCUCAACAACGGCUUCAAUCCACGCUGGGAGGAGACUCUGAGCUUCCAGCUGCAGGUGCCGGAGCUGGCCCUGGUGCGCUUCGUGGUGGAAGAUUACGACACCACCUCCUGCAAUGACUUCGUGGGGCAGUUCACCCUGCCCUUCACCAGCCUGAGGGAAGGGUAUCGUCACAUCCACCUGCUCUCCAGGGACGGGGCAUCCCUGGCGCCAGCCACUCUCUUCGUGCACAUUAAAUCCAAGAAGAUGUGAGAGGAUGAGGAUCAGCGAGCGAGCGGGGGAGAUCAGCACCUGGGCGGCUGUGGCAGAACCCUUGAGGAACCGGUUCAACGUUAACCUCCUCAGCUGGGUGUGUGGAGGCCCGGCCUGGCCCGGCCCGGCCCGACCUACGCCUGGGGGCUGGGCUGCAGCAGGAGGUGGGGCCUCAGCUGUCGUGCCCAGGGCCUAGCUGUGCUGCUGCAGAGACCGGUUUGGUUCCCAUCCCCCUAGAGUAGGGCUAAAUCCCUCCAGGACUCCAGCCUCUGCACCCACCUCCUCACCGGGGCCGCGGGCUGCACCCCGUACCCAGGGCGCUGUCGGAACCAGGCCAGAGGAAGGGACUUGUACUGGCUGGGACCACGUUAGCGCAGCCCCACGGCCGGGGCAGUUGUAAAGCAGGCGGGUAGGUGGGGGGCAUAGCUGUUCUAGCUAGUGCUGGCGUUGAGCUGCACAUGCAUCACCCGGCACACGCCCCUACCCACACUGAUGGGGGGGUGGGGGUCAGGGGACAGACACUUUCCAGUUAACCCUUCAGUGGCCUCUCCAUGCUGUGAGCUGAGCCUGGUGGUUGGGGCCGGCUGCGGGGCCUGAGGCGUGAGCACAGCCGCCCGGGGGGAGUUUGUAAGGUGGGGCCCAGAGCCAAGGGCCUGUUCCAAGCUGUAGAAUAUAUUGUAAAGCGAUUAAUAAAGUUUAUUUUACCAGA